AUGGUUAGCAAAAAAAGUAACGCAGAUGAAGCUGUUGAAAACGUUGAGGAAAGUCUGGAUAAUGUAACUGGGGACAAGAAGAAUGAAUCUUUGAAAAAGGAUAAAAGAAAAAAAAAAGAACAAAAGAACAAAGAAAAUGAUAUCGAUAAAAUUAAUGACGAAGAGGAAGAAGAUGAAGGAAAUGAUGAGGAAAAUUUAAAAAAAUUCGGAGUCGACACGAGUGAAAAUGACGAUGAUAAGGAGGACGACGAUGAUGAGGAUGACGAUGAAGACGACGAUGAUGAUGAGGACGAUGACGACGACGACGAUGAUGAUGACGAUGAUGACGAUGAUGAUGACGAUGACGACGAUGAUGAUGACGAUGACGACGACGAUGACGACGAGGAAGACGAUGAGGAAGAUGAUGACGAGGAAGACGAUGAGGACGAUGAUGACGAGGAAGACGAUGAUGACGAAGACGACGAUGAUGAUGAGGAUUUUGAGGAUAUGGAUGAUGAUGACGACGAAGAUGACGAAGAUGAUGAUGACGACGAUGAGGACGAGGAUGAAGACGAUGAGGAUGAGGACGAGGAGGACAUGGGCGGAGACUCCAAAAAGGAGGGUGAAUCGCACACAAAGAAGGACAGCGACGACGAGGCAUGA
Molecule: messenger RNA, 642 nt
Organism: Plasmodium cynomolgi strain B
Lineage: Eukaryota; Apicomplexa; Aconoidasida; Haemosporida; Plasmodiidae
Product: KS1 protein precursor
Exons: 1
Coding region: 1-642 (213 amino acids)
Source: RefSeq, a predicted model, not a curated record